GCGCUAUCCCUUUAAGCCCGGGCGAGAUGGGAGCUGUCAGCGACAGCCGAGGCUAGAGCGGGACGUCGCCGCCCGCCAGGCCAGAGGCAGGAGCCGCGGAGCGAGCGGAGAGCGGAGGUGGCGGCGGGGCCGGGCGCGGCAGGUCCCCUCGCCGCCCGCUGAGCUCUCGAACCCUGGGCCCGGCGAGGCGGGCGGCGCCCAGUGUAAUGCGGAGAAUGUGAGAGGCAGCGCAGGGCGGUGGGGAGGAGGGGGCGCGAGAGAGGGCGGCGGCAGGAUAGAGGGAGAGACAGCGGGAGAGAGAAAGGACAGGGAACGGGGAGCAGGUGGGAGAAAAGAGAAGAGAUAAAAGGAGAGGCAGGGACAGGAAGGGGGGGGGCAGAAAGGAGUGAGAGAACACGCGGCACGGGCGGCGGCGCAGGCGAGGAGGAGGGGGCCGGCUUCUUCGGGUGGGAGCGCCCGAAGCCAGAGUUGGGCGCCCCGGCCGGGGUUCGGGAGGCGAGUACGGCCCGGCCGGACAUGGUGGGGGAGCGGGGAAGCCGGAGGGGCCCCCUCUGGAAGCGGCGGGGGACCUGAGGCGGGCCCUCCGGGAAAGGGACGCAGGGCCAGUCCAUAGGCCCCGCGGGCCGCGCUCCGGGGGCUCCGGCGGGCCGGGGCAAGGGGGCCUUUGUGAGCGCCCCAGGAGUGCGGAGCCGGGUGUGCGGCGGCGGGGAUGUGUGCGCGCCCGGGGCUGCGCGUGUGUGUGCGAGUGUGAGCGCCCGGGUGGGUGGGAGCGCGCGUUAGGGAUUCUGCUGGCAUCGCAGCGUGGAGAGCAGGAGGCAGGAGUGGGGCGCGCAGGGGAGCGCGGGGCCCUCCCGCGCACACGCACACGCCGCGCGCGCACACACAUACACACACGCACACGCCCUCCCUGCCUCGCUCGCUGCCGCUGCCACCAUCUCGGAGCCGAGCCCUGCGGAGCGGGAACCCGAGCCGGAGCGGGAACCGGAGUGGAGCAGAGCCGAGCCGGGGAAUGCGGGCCCGGAGCGGAGCGGCGCGCAAAGUGCGCGCCCGGGACGCCUCCUGUGCCCACAGGCUGUGAGGCUCCGCUGCCUACAGGCAAAGAGGGCGACUGAGCCAAUCCCAGGCUGACCCCAGCCCACUUGCAUUUCCCAAACGCCCGCCUGACCUGAGGUGGUCCUGCCCUUCCUCUCCGGCCUCCUGCACCUCCCAGGACUCAGGCUUGCCUGCCCCUCCACCUCAGAUCACUCUGGGAGUCUCUACACGGACUGGUCUCAGUUUACCCCUCAGCUUGGGGGAUCCCAUGGCCAUGUCCUCGCUGCCUUGAGUCUGUGAGGCCAUACAGCCUCCCACCUGCGUCUACAGGGCUCUGUCCCUGUGCAGCCCCUGGACCUGCUCCCAAGCCCACCCCUCAGCCCAGCCUGGGGACUCUGCAAGCUUUAGGACUCAGAGGGGCACAGUAGCAGUCACGUGCAUGCUGGAACUGCGACCGAGAGGCUGCUGCUCCCCAGGCCCCCAGACACUGAUCUGUUUGCCUCCCGGCGCCGUCUGACCCAGGUGAGCGAGAGGAUGCUGGCGGGGGGCGCGAGGAGCAUGCCCAGCCCCCUCCUGGCCUGCUGGCAGCCCAUCCUCCUGCUGGUCCUGGGCUCAGUGCUGUCAGGCUCAGCCACCGGCUGCCCGCCACGCUGCGAGUGUUCGGCACAGGACCGCGCGGUGCUCUGCCACCGCAAACGCUUCGUGGCAGUCCCCGAGGGCAUCCCCACCGAGACCCGCCUGCUGGACCUGGGCAAGAACCGCAUCAAGACGCUCAACCAGGACGAGUUCGCCAGCUUCCCGCACCUGGAAGAGCUGGAGCUCAACGAGAACAUCGUGAGCGCCGUGGAGCCCGGCGCCUUCAACAACCUCUUCAGCCUUCGGACGCUGGGGCUGCGCAGCAACCGGCUGAAGCUCAUCCCGCUGGGCGUGUUCACGGGCCUCAGCAACCUGACCAAGCUGGACAUCAGCGAGAACAAGAUCGUCAUCCUGCUGGACUACAUGUUCCAGGACCUGUACAACCUCAAGUCGCUGGAGGUGGGCGACAACGACCUCGUCUACAUCUCUCACCGCGCCUUCAGCGGCCUCAACAGCCUGGAGCGGCUGACGCUGGAGAAGUGUAACCUGACCUCCAUCCCCACAGAGGCGCUGUCACACCUGCACAGUCUCAUUGUCCUCCGGCUCCGGCAUCUCAGCAUCAAUGCCAUCCGGGACUACUCCUUCAAGAGGCUGUACCGGCUCAAGGUCUUAGAGAUCUCGCACUGGCCCUACCUGGACACCAUGACCCCCAACUGCCUCUAUGGCCUCAACCUGACCUCCCUGUCCAUCACACACUGCAACCUGACCUCCGUGCCCUACCUGGCUGUGCGCCACCUGGUCUAUCUCCGCUUCCUCAACCUCUCCUACAACCCCAUCAGCGCCAUCGAGGGCUCCAUGUUGCAUGAGCUGCUGCGGCUGCAGGAGCUCCAGCUGGUGGGUGGGCAGCUGGCCGUCGUGGAGCCCUAUGCCUUCCGCGGCCUCAACUAUCUGCGUGUGCUCAACGUCUCGGGCAACCAGCUGACGACUCUGGAGGAGUCGGCCUUCCACUCGGUGGGUAACCUGGAGACGCUCAUCCUGGACUCCAACCCGCUGGCCUGUGACUGUCGGCUGCUGUGGGUCUUCCGGCGCCGCUGGCGGCUCAACUUCAACCGGCAGCAGCCCACGUGUGCCACGCCCGAGUUCGUCCAGGGCAAGGAGUUCAAGGACUUCCCUGACGUGCUUCUGCCCAACUACUUCACCUGCCGCCGCGCCCGCAUCCGGGACCGCAAAGCCCAGCAGGUGUUCGUGGACGAGGGCCACACGGUGCAGUUUGUGUGCAGGGCGGAUGGUGACCCGCCACCUGCCAUCCUCUGGCUGUCGCCCCGCAAGCACCUGGUCUCGGCCAAGAGCAACGGGCGGCUCACCGUCUUUCCCGACGGCACGCUGGAGGUGCGCUACGCCCAGGUGCAGGACAACGGCACAUACCUGUGCAUCGCAGCCAACGCUGGGGGCAACGACUCCAUGCCCGCCCACCUGCACGUGCGCAGCUACUCGCCCGACUGGCCCCAUCAGCCCAACAAGACCUUCGCUUUCAUCUCCAACCAGCCGGGCGAGGGAGAGGCCAACAGCACCCGAGCCACCGUGCCUUUCCCCUUCGACAUCAAGACCCUCAUCAUCGCCACCACCAUGGGCUUCAUCUCCUUCCUGGGUGUCGUCCUCUUCUGCCUGGUGCUGCUGUUCCUCUGGAGCCGGGGCAAGGGCAACACGAAGCACAACAUCGAGAUCGAGUACGUGCCCCGCAAGUCGGACGCGGGUAUCAGCUCUGCUGAUGCACCCCGCAAGUUCAACAUGAAGAUGAUCUGAGGAUGGGGCAGGGGGGCAGGGACCCCCGGGGCAGGCCGGGCAGGGGAAGGGGCCUGGCUGCUGUGCUCGCUCCUUGGGCCUUCCCGCCUCCCCUCCCCGCCCAGGCCCUCCACACACACA
Messenger RNA from Mustela lutreola (European mink), 3531 nucleotides. It is a transcript of the gene LINGO1, whose product is annotated as leucine rich repeat and Ig domain containing 1. The record is from RefSeq and is a predicted model, not a curated record. Gene Ontology annotation, molecular function: protein binding. The transcript is spliced from 6 exons. Gene Ontology annotation, cellular component: extracellular matrix. Lineage: Eukaryota; Metazoa; Chordata; Mammalia; Carnivora; Mustelidae. Bases 1567 to 3411 code for a protein of 614 amino acids.